Molecule: messenger RNA, 868 nt
Organism: Theobroma cacao (cacao)
Lineage: Eukaryota; Viridiplantae; Streptophyta; Magnoliopsida; Malvales; Malvaceae
Gene: COP9
Product: COP9 signalosome, subunit CSN8
Biological process (GO): protein deneddylation; COP9 signalosome assembly
Cellular component (GO): COP9 signalosome
Source: RefSeq, a predicted model, not a curated record
AAGAAAACCUCCCACAGAAAACGAUCUGACAGAGUAAUAGCAGAAGAGAAGAAAAUCGAAAGAGUAAAAGCAGAAGAGAAGAGAUGGAUUUUAGUGUUCUGAAUGGAGCAUUGGCUUCCAAAUCCUUCGACAGGAUCGCUGAUAUAUGCGACAACCUCAUGCUUCAGGUAGCAGCGGAAGGCGUUGCUUUUCAAGACGAGUGGCCUUUCGCAAUUCAUCUUCUCGGCCACAUCUACGUCGAUGAUAUUAAUAGUGCAAGGUUUCUUUGGAAAUCAAUACCUGCAGCAAUCAAGGAGAGCCAACCGGAGUUGGUUGCAGCCUGGAAAAUAGGUCAGAAGCUGUGGACAAGGGACUAUGCUGGUGUCUAUGACGCAAUUCGUGGCUUUGAUUGGAGUCAAGAAACACAAGUUCUUGUUGCUUCUUUCUCAGAGCUUUACACUAAGAGGAUGUUUGGACUGCUGCUAUCUGCUUAUUCAACGAUAAGCAUCCAAGAUGCAGCUCAAUUUCUUGGAAUGAGUGAGGAUGAUGCCACAAAUUAUAUUCGAACAUUUGUGCUCCCUGUACAUGCAAAAUGUAUAAAUCUCGAGACUCUGAACAAGUUUGGCAAAGAUGCACUACGGCAAGGUUGGACAGUCGAUCCUGUUUCUCAAAUGCUAACUGUGAAGAAGCAGGCUAUUGUGAGAGAGCAAAAAUUAGAUCCUGGCAAAUUGCAGUGCCUGACGGAAUAUGUUUUCCACCUUGAACAUUAAAUCAUAUUUGUAACUUCUGAGCUUUCGAUUGCCUUGUUAUAUUGAAUUCUUUAAGAAGUUGAAACAAGUUAAUGCUUCUCAUAUUUUUCUAAAUUUUGGGGAGCUUCUUCAAACCUUCA